UGCUGGCGUGGCAUUCAGGGGCUUCAUGGAGGCUGGCCUUAUGGCCUAUGUCUCCUUGGGGACUCACGUCAGGAACCUGGUCACGAUCAUAGAUGUCACUGCUAAGGACAGGGAUUUGGUAGAUGGACCCUGCAUGUGGGUCACAAGACAGGCCAUGUCUUUUAAAUGCAUGCAGCUGACUGAUUUCAUCCUCAAGUUUCCACACAGUGCCCACCGGAAUUAUGUCCAAAAAGCCUGGGGGGGAGAACACGAUAUCAAUGCAAAAUGGGCAGCCACAAGAUGGGCCAAAAAGAUUGAAGCCAGAGAAAGGAAAGCGAAAAUGACUGAUUUUGACCACUGCGAAGUCCUGAAGGCAAAGAAGAUAAGAAAUAGAAUAAUCAAGACUGAAGUUAAGAAACUUCAAAGGGCAGCUCUGUUGAAAGUGUCUCCUAAAAAAAAAGCACCUGUUGCUAAGGGUGCUGUGGUUGCAGCAGCUGCUAAGGUUCCAGCAAAGGUGACCACUGCAGGCAAGAAAACUGCAACUCAGAAGACCCCUGCCCAGAAGGCCCUAGGCCAGAAGGCAGCACCUGCUAAGGCUCAGAAGGACAGAAAACUCUAGCCCAGAAAGCAUCUGCUCCAAAGGCAUCCUGGCAAGAAAGCAUGAGAAGAAGCUGCUAGGAAAGAAA
Molecule: messenger RNA, 665 nt
Organism: Ochotona princeps (American pika)
Lineage: Eukaryota; Metazoa; Chordata; Mammalia; Lagomorpha; Ochotonidae
Product: large ribosomal subunit protein eL14-like
Exons: 1
Coding region: 26-598 (190 amino acids)
Biological process (GO): ribosomal large subunit biogenesis; translation
Cellular component (GO): cytosolic large ribosomal subunit; ribosome
Molecular function (GO): structural constituent of ribosome; RNA binding
Source: RefSeq, a predicted model, not a curated record